Molecule: messenger RNA, 1935 nt
Organism: Suhomyces tanzawaensis NRRL Y-17324
Lineage: Eukaryota; Fungi; Ascomycota; Pichiomycetes; Serinales; Debaryomycetaceae
Product: bifunctional triglyceride lipase/lysophosphatidylethanolamine acyltransferase
Exons: 1
Coding region: 1-1935 (644 amino acids)
Biological process (GO): lipid metabolic process
Molecular function (GO): triacylglycerol lipase activity
Source: RefSeq, a predicted model, not a curated record
AUGAUCAACCUCGUCCACACGCUACAGAUCUAUGCCCUAAGGUUGAUCUCCGUCAUCAUCAACCACACGCCUGCUUUCAUAUGGGCCAUCAUCGAGUUUGCCUCGGACAUAUGCUUCUUUUGGUUCAAAAGCAUCUACAGAAUGUAUCGGAGAAAGGAUCCGUUGAAGGAGUACUUGAAGCUUCUUGACAACGUCCAGCACUACCGGGAAUGGAAGCCGAUAGUCGGCGAGAUAGAUAAGUUGACCAACAUGGACUUGUGGAGACAGAACUUUAUCUCCAAGCAUUACGACUACAUACUUAUUAACGAGCGCACCAAGCUAUUGAGGGAGGCCAGGUUGUCGCAAGACUCUCCCCUUUUGAUGUCGUUACUCCGUUCUGGUUUGAUUCGUAAUUUCGGGGGAAUAUCCCAGAAAAGACUCUUCACAAAGUCCUACCUUGGGACCAAGCUUAAGAUUGAAGAGUACAUCGAAGAAGUGUUGAGAUGUCUCAACUACUUAAAUGAAUCCAUCACUUCUUCAGACGACACCUUCAUCAUGAACAGCAAACAGUUGAAAAUAGAUUUCUUUCACGACGCAAGGCAAUCGUUCGGGUGCACCGCAUUGCUUCUCCAAGGUGGCUCCUUGUUCGGCUUGUGCCAUUUAGGAGUUGUCAAGGCAUUAUACUUCAAAGGGUUGCUUCCCAGAAUCAUUUGCGGCAGUGCAGUCGGAGCAGCUGUAGCGUCGUUGGUUUGUACGCUAAAUAAUGAUGAGUUAAUACCGAUAUUGAUUUCAAUUUCGGAUAUCAUGAAAGAAAUUGACCUGUUAAACCACGAUGUUGAUGAGAGAUAUGGUAAUGUUAUUGAGAAUGUGGUUAAAAAAGGAUAUUCCGAAGAUAUCUUAAUAUUUCUAAAGUUCGUGAGAGACACAAUUGGUGACUUGACCUUUGAAGAGGCCUACUUAAAGACAGAGAAGGUGUUGAACAUUAUCGUCCAUCCAACUAACCAAGCAAUCCCAUCAUUAUUGAACUACAUCACUUCUCCCAAUGUCAUUAUAUGGACAGCAAUCUAUGCCUCCAUAGGAACGGGUGUAUUAUCUGAUAAUGUCCAGCUAUAUGUCAAGGAUUUCAACAAUAAUAUUGUUCCAAAGUCUCCACUUAAUGUUAAAUACCUCAAACCACAAGACGUGAGCUACCUGAGAGGAUAUUUCAAGACCAAAAAUGAAGGCUAUCAGCCUCAGAAGAAGAAUGAAAGCUCAAGUAGCUUUGAGACGAAAGAACAAGAAGAUUUUGAUGACUAUCAUUACUUCCAAUCAAAAGAGAACUCUCCGUAUACAAGAUUAACUGAACUUUUCAAUGUCAACCACUUCAUCAUCAGCUUAGCAAGACCUUACCUUGCUCCAUUGAUUAGCAAUGAUUUGAAACAUUACCACUCUUACGGAAAAGUACGUUACGAAAGAGGACGCAAGCCCUCUGGAAAAGGAUUAUCCCUCAUAAGCAUGGGAUCCACGAAUGACACUGAGACGGAUACGGAUACUGGAAAGGACGAUAUGCAAAUAGGUAAGGCCAUCGUGGAGGAAAGGUAUACAAAAGACACUAAAACCCAUGGUUUCAAAUUAAUCAAAACCUUGAUUGGGAUGGAAAUUCAACACCGUUUGGUUGUGAUGAACAAGCUCGGUAUGUUAAAUGAAGUUAUGAAACGUUUCUUCAUUGAUGAAAAGCCUUCAUCUCUACAAACGCUUUCAAGUAUAAGGGAGGUUACUAUUGUUCCUGAACUCAAAUAUUUAGUAAAGGACUUUGGUAGAGUGUUUGAUGUUCACAAAACCAUGGAAAACAUCCCAUAUUGGAUUCUGGUCGGUGAACGCUCUGUUUGGCCAUUAUUCCCAAUGCUUUGGACAAGAUGUGCAAUCGAGUUCGCAUUGGACGAUUUAUACAAUCUCCACAGAAAGAGAGGCCAAUGA